CUAUGAAAUCAGUUUUACGAAAAGUUUUAAGCAACACACUUACCUACCGCAAUGGAGGGGUAUCGGACAAUUGUGGCUCUUCUUGGUGCAACUCUAUUGUGGAUGAUAUGCAGUUCGAAUGCCUUACUCUGCUAUACCUGCAGUUACACAUGGGGAAGUCCGGAUGACUCAUGUAUCGUUAAACCGAAACUCCAAACUAAUUGUACCAAGAAAUACUGCACGAUAGUGCGCCAGGAAUUGGUGCACGAGCAUGGAAAGGUUGCAACAUUCCUACGUGGCUGUGAGGAUAAACUCGAUGAAUAUAACUCUGUGGUAACUGAUUCGACAUACAAAACCUAUUAUCGUUCCUGCAUUUCGGAGUUAUGCAAUGAUUCGGAUGGCAAGCAGCCUAUUGCGAGUGGCGAUCCUAAUGUUGGUGCUGCUUCCAAUAUGAUUAUUAAAGGGAAGCCUAGGAAUUAGCAACAACAAAUCACCUGCUGGCGAGGAAUAUGCCAUUGUAUCGCUUGAUGCUUAUUGACAAAAAAUUAUUUUAUACUUCAAAUAUAUCAACAAACGUUAAAACACAAAACUUAGCUCAGAAAAAAAAGAUUUGAAUGGGAUGUUAAUCUGGUUUUAAAGGCUUUGAUAUCCAGACGAUAAUUAACAAGCAAAAAUGCGUUCAG
Molecule: messenger RNA, 662 nt
Organism: Stomoxys calcitrans (stable fly)
Lineage: Eukaryota; Metazoa; Arthropoda; Insecta; Diptera; Muscidae
Exons: 4
Coding region: 52-459 (135 amino acids)
Source: RefSeq, a predicted model, not a curated record